AUGGAGGGCACUUCUGUGGACCCUGUGGAACUUGAAUCUGAGUCCUGCUUCAGGCCUGAACAGGAUCAAAACAUGGGCUCAGAGGCUGAGCAAGAACAGAAAGUGCUGAUUCAGGACAAAACUGAGGAGGAGGACGAUGAGGAGGAGGAUGAUGAGGAGGAAGGAGGAAAUUCCAGGAUGGAGGCAGAGACCAAGAUCUGUGAGGAAUCUGACACGGACUGGAUGGAGGAGAGAUUCCGCAUUGACAGGAAGAAACUGGAGACCAUGCUUUAUGGUCCUUCCGAUGGAACAGGCCUGACAGGGGAGGAGUUCUUUGAAAAGGUAAUGAGGGAAACUAACACUCAGGUGAAAUGGCCAUCAAAACUGAAGAUCGGAGCCAAGUCAAAGAAAGAUCCACAUGUAAAAGUAGAAGGAAAGAGAGAUGACGUCCUGGAGGCCAAACGGAAAAUUCUGGAACUUUUAGAGACCAAAGUUAAUAAAGUCACUCUGAAGAUGGAUGUCACUCAUACUGAGCAUUCCCACGUGAUCGGUAAAGGCGGAGGAAAUAUCAAAAAAGUCAUGGAGGAAACUUCCUGUCACAUUCACUUCCCUGACUCAAACCGCCACAGUGUGAACGGAGAGAAAAGCAACCAGGUGUCAAUAGCUGGACCAGUGCAGGGUGUGGAAUCAGCUAGAAGACACAUCAGAGAUCUGCAACCUCUGGCUUUGACCUUUGACCUGCCUCUGACCCUGGUGGGCGGGGUUGUUACAGAUGCGAGCUCACCGGUGAUUCAGCAUGUAGCACAGGCGUUUGGAGUGAGUGUGACUUUCAGAACGCAACCCAAACUGUACUGUUCCACCUGCGUGGUGCGAGGCCUGCAGGGAAAUUCUGCUUCUGUGAAGAAAGCUACAUGUCUCCUCAUGGAGCUGCUCCUAGGUCAGGAAGCGGCAGCCGUUGCCGGGGUAACGGGCGUCAUGGUGAGCACUCAGCUGGAUGUGACGUCUCAGCAGCACCUCUUCCUGUUGGGCCAGAACGGAGCCAACUUCCUCAACGUCAUGCACCAAACACACACACAGAUCGUACUGCCGGACCUCACCGCCCCACAGCACACACCCUCCCUACUCAUCCAGGGCACCGCUGAUGGAGUGUGUCUUGCAAGACAACAGCUCAUGGAGUGCCUGCCGGUGUGUCUGAUGUUUGAGAUGAAGGAUGAGGGUGAAUCAGACCCUCGCAAACUCGCACAGAUGAUGCAGAGUCUUGGGGUGUUUAUCAGCGUCAAACCAAAGGCCAAACAAGCUGCUAAGUCUGUGGUGGUAAAGGGUUUGGAGAGGAACAUAGCAAAUCUGUAUGAAGCCAGAAGACUCCUGCUGGGCCUUGACUCCUGUGAGGUGUCCGUGGCAACAAAGACCUCAUGUGAGGUGUCUAUAGUACCAAAGCCUGCAAUGGAUUCCCUGCUGGUCAAUGGUGGAAUGACAAACUACUGGCUCAACAUGCUAAUGCAGCAGCUGCAUGUCACCGAAACAGGCACUGUCAACACACCAGAUUCUAUUUCUAACCCUGUGCCUGUGAAGCCACGCCCCUCUCCGCCACCUGGACUGACUGCUCUUGCAGAAGAGAGCCGCAUGGGACUGAGAGGAACAGACACUAAAUUAGAGAAGAUCCCGGAGAACGAGGAUCAGUCGACGAAUCUAGUAAGUGAGCACUCAGGAAAGCCGGCUCUAGAGGUCACUGAGGUCAAAGAGAUCACUCUAAAGACUGCAGGACCAGUCAGGAGAAACAGUCAUUCAGAUGCAAUGAGGUCUGUAAGGAUGGAGGUGGAUGGUGUGCAUUUUAACAGAGACAGACGCUGUAGUCUUAGGAUAUUUCCAUCUCAUGAGUCCUACUCAAAUAAUGAGAAACAAGAGUAUGAGAGAAAGAAACUUCUAGCAAAUCAAGCCAUGCAGAAAAAGCCGGUAGUGACGGAGGUUCGGACCCCCACUGACACAUGGAGUGGUCUGGGUUUCUCCAAGUCGAUGCCUGCUGAGGCUGUUAAGGAGCUGCGCAGCGUGAGUCGACGCUGCUACAGAUCCUACCUCAAUAAUCAACAGUCAUGGAGCUCUCAGAGUAACAAGGACAGAGUGUGUAAUGGCAGCGAUUCAGAGAACUGGCGAGAGAGACGAGGGUCUGCAUCGUCAACAUCUGUGCCCUCCUGCUCUUCAUCUCCGCCCACCUCCUCCACCUCCUCCUCAUCGUCAUCAUCAGGCAUGAUGGUCUAUAGUUGUUGUUCAGGACGCACCAACACAGAAAAAACAUCUGAUGGAUUCAGUGGUAACAGCUACUAUGAAGGUAUAUCCAGACCACUGAUUGGUGGAUCUCCAAGUCCUCCUCCUCAGCCCAUAGAUGAUUUGCUGGAGCUACUGAUUCAGCUGGGCAUGGAGAAAUAUACCACUGUCUUCCAGGAGCAAGAGAUUGAUUACCAGACGUUCCUCACUCUUUCUGAAGAGGAUCUGAAGGAAGUGGGUGUAUCCACAUUCGGGGCCAGGAGGAAGAUGCUAAUGGCUAUUUCGGAGCUGAAUAAAAAUAAGAUGAAAGUCCUUGAGGCUCCUGCAGUUAAAUCUGGUUAUCUAGAGGGUGGAGCCAGUGGUCGCCUUCCACGAAUUAUGGACGAGGACGUGGCUGCUCAGAGUAACCGCUGGUGAAAAAAAUGGGACUGGCAGUAAACUGGACUGUGUUAUCGACACUACAGUGAUGUAGAGGCUGUGCUUCCUGACUAGUGACGUGUCAGACCGUCAGUGUGACCGAUAAAUGAGAAUUAAAUAAAAGACUGGCUAUUAAGAUUGAUUACAGAUGGGCAACAGAGUGGACAGAUGUGAUAUAACUCUCAGAGGACAUGUGCGAGAAGAACUGACCUUCACUCUGGAUUGACUGUCCUGCAACUGCCAAUGUUUAAUAUGCAAACACUUAUGGCCUUGUCUUUCUUUUCUUGUCCUUUUACUUUUUUCUUGUAAUUCUGCCUGGUCUUUUCUUUCUGUGCUCUGUAAUCAUUUAUGUGCAUUACCAUGAACCACUGUGCAAAUAAAAGAAUGUAUUGUGAACAUUA
Molecule: messenger RNA, 3059 nt
Organism: Clarias gariepinus (North African catfish)
Lineage: Eukaryota; Metazoa; Chordata; Actinopteri; Siluriformes; Clariidae
Gene: bicc2
Product: bicaudal C homolog 2
Exons: 19
Coding region: 1-2658 (885 amino acids)
Cellular component (GO): cytoplasm
Molecular function (GO): protein binding; RNA binding
Source: RefSeq, a predicted model, not a curated record